UCUCCUUCCACUUCACGCCUCCUCCUCCUCUUCUUCUUCGUCCUCCUUUUCUUCUCUCUCUACUCGGCAUCAUUCCAAGCAUCUUCCCCAUUUCAACACGUUCUUCAUACCCAGCCAUUCACGCUUUUAUACACAUAUAUACACAUACGUAGAAAGAAACAAGGGAGUUCAAUAUAAAUGGAAAUCCCAGAAAUCAGCAUAAUAACCGAUUUUGGAGCUGCUGGAAUGGAUUGCCUGCAAAACCCAUCUUUAAUUUCUGGAGUCUUCUCUCUCUCCAACUUAACCACCCAAGUGUACAGUUUCUGGAAAUGGGGUGCAGUAAUUAUAGCCAUUUUUGCAACUUUCAGCAGCAUCAUUAAAAGAAUCAAAGUCAUUCACAUUCGCAGGAUCAAAUCCUCUUCGGAAUCCCUCCUCCAACACCUCGACAUUGAUUUGGACCUCAGCGACGAUGAUGAUUCCACCAAUGAUUCGUCGCGGGCCUCAUCCGAUAGCGAGGAUGACGACCACAGCCCGACUUCUACGGCGUCGUUUCUUAAUCCUUUCUCAGGCGAUAGAGAUUUUCGCCUUAAGGGCUCGACUAAUUAUUACAAAAGCCAGGGGCAAAAUGGUCAUUUGAGACUCCGACGCCACCGCCAGAAUGAACGCUCCGGUGGUUGCGAGGGAUUGGCAUGGCCAGAUUUUGGCGCCGGAAACGGCGUUGUUAAGCUGUGGGACAGUUUAGGAUUAAGCUUAGGUUUCGAUUCUUUUGAUGAUUAUUCGGAUUCCGACAGCGUUGUUUCGUUGUGGGAUUUUGAUAAAGAGAAGAAGAUAAGCGAUGCUUUUGGUGGCUUGGGUGAUUCUCCGGAGGCUUUUGUGGCGGCGGUGCCGUCUCGCCCGGUGGUUUUGUCAGCUAAGGCGGGUGAUAAUAGCAACGGCGUCGUACUGGGUGCCUAUGACACGAGAAUGGGAGGUCAAAAGCCAGCUCUAUACGCGGAAUGGGGCCGGUCAAGCUCGCCGGCGAAGGUGGUCGGUCUGAAAUCCGGCGGUGUUGAUAAGGUUUACGUUAGGGAUGACGUCAGCGGGGCUUUAACGGUAGGUGACGUGCGGAGAGUGAAGACUCCGCUGGAAACUGUGACGGAGACUGACGGCGAUUUAUGGUGGGACGCUGACGCCGUUAUUCUCGAGGACGAGUUUGCUGACUGUUCAAAAUAACUGCUCGGUCAGCUCCUACUCAGUUGGGCCUGACGACCCGGUUGUUGGAUCGUGUGGACGCGGUCUGUUAAGACUCAUGAAUAGAUAAAUUUGUACGAAGAUUCAGAUCAUCGACUGUAACUCGGGACUGGGACCAGUUGUCGGUGAAUUAUAAAAUAUAUUUGAUCUUAUUUUUGUGGAAAAUGGAAAUCCACAUAGUUAAGUCUUUUGGAAAGACCUCACACUUGUCUGUAAAUAUUUGUUUCAUCGUAAAAUAGGAAUAUUCCUAUUCAUAUCUUAAGAUAAGAACACUCAAGAUUAUCUUAA
Molecule: messenger RNA, 1497 nt
Organism: Coffea eugenioides
Lineage: Eukaryota; Viridiplantae; Streptophyta; Magnoliopsida; Gentianales; Rubiaceae
Exons: 1
Coding region: 178-1191 (337 amino acids)
Source: RefSeq, a predicted model, not a curated record